AUGUUGGACCCGGGUCCGUCCACUCUGCUGGCUGCUCUCUGCGACAGCGAUGGGGAGAGUUUGUUUCCUGUUUGGGAGAAUGGACACAUCGGUUUUUGUUUUAACGCUCUGAUCUUAGCUGCUCUGCCUCACGCUGCUUUAGCCGUGGGCAGCGCUGCUUACCUCAGUGUGCACAGGAUCAGCAGUCUCCAGUCGUCUCCUCCAUGCGGCUGGACAUUAAGACUGGUCUCCUCUCUGCUCCUCUCUCUCCUCUUCACCUCAGACCUCGUCAUCGUGUCCGUACUACAGCAAAGGGACAUGUCUCUCUCCAUCCUUACCACCAGCUUCGAUGGAUCACCGCUUGUUCCUGAUCAAGAAUUGGACACAGGUGAGAUGGUCGCAGAAGACGGGAGCAGUUUCUUUUCACAACUUUUCUACCUGUGGCUUACUCCUUUGCUGCUCCGUGGCCAAAAGGGAGAUUUGAACCAACCUGGCAACGUCUACCACUUGCCCUGGGCUCUGCGGACUAGUGUCAUCUGCCGCCGUUUCCAAAAGAGCUGGGACCGCUGCCGUGGCCAGACCGCUCCGAACCAGGAAAACCACUGGCCAAGUCCAGUCCGAAGCUCCAUUUGCUCCCAGGACAACGUGGAGUUAGAAGGAGAUGUUUCGCUCGUUAAAGUUUUGCACAGAGCGUUCGGGUUGAAGUAUUAUCUGCUGGGUUUGUUGAAGGCGACAGAGGUUGUUCUGUCGUUUUGUGGGCCUCUUCUUCUGAACAGUUUGGUGAAUUUUAUGGAGGAAAAGGACGCUCCGGUCAGCACAGGGGCCUGGAUCGCCUUUGGACUUUUCGCCUCUUCGCUGCUGACGUCUGUCCUCAGGAAUCAGUAUGUGUUUCAGAUUUCCAAAGUGUCCCUUUCGGCCCGAGCCGCUUUGAUCUCGUCGGUCUACAGCAAAGCCCUGCGCGUCUGCGGCAGUCGCAUCAGCGGCUUCUCUCUGGGGGAAGUGGUGAACCUCAUGAGCACUGACACCGAUCGAGUCGUCAACUUCUUCAACAGCUUCCACGAGCUCUGGAGCCUGCCUUUCCGCUUCUCUGUGGCCCUCUACCUCCUCUAUCUGCAGGUGGGUGUGGCGUUCCUGGGCGGCCUCAUGGUGGCGCUGCUCCUUGUCCCCUUCAAUAAGCUCCUUGCUUCUCAAAUUAUAAAGAAUAAUAAAGAAAUGCUCAAACACAAGGACAGCAGAGUCAAGCUGAUGACCGAGAUCUUGUUUGGGAUCCGGGUGAUAAAGUUUUACCACUGGGAGCCUCACUUCACGACCCGAGUGUCGGAGACUCGAGCGAAGGAGCUGUCUCACCUGAAGACCCUGAAGUACCUGGAUGCUCUGUGUGUGUACCUGUGGGCCGCGCUGCCGGUGCUCAUCUCCAUCCUCACCUUCGUCACCUACACCCUGAUGGGACACGCCCUCACCGCGGCUAAGGUGUUCACGGCGCUGGCUCUGGUGGGGCAGCUGAUCGUACCUCUGAACGCCUUUGCGUGGGUCGUGAACGGAGUCCUGGAGGCGAAAGUGUCUUUGGACCGAAUCCAAAAGUUCUUCAGACUCAAGAACCAGGACCUGCAGGCUCACUACGCUCUGGUUUGCCCUGAAGACGACCAGACCUGUAUUCUGUUGAACCAGGGAACUUUUUCAUGGCAGAGUCUAGAUCAGAACCAGGACCAAGGAUCUGAAAGAGCAGAGAGACCAGAGAGAGAGGCCAAAGGCAGCCUCCUCCUGCAGGGUCUAAACCUGCACGUAACAAAGGGCUCUUUGGUCGUCGUUGUGGGAAAAGUGGGAUGUGGAAAGAGCUCUUUGUUGGCGGCUCUCACUGGGGAACUGCUCAGGUUGAGUGGGGUGGUGUUUGUGGCCGGCCGGGAGCAGGGUUUCGGUCUGGCCUCUCAGGAGACCUGGAUCCAGCACGCUUCAGUCCGGGACAAUAUUCUGUUCGGGAAAAACUACGAUCCAGACUUUUAUCAGCGAGUCGUCGAGGCCUGUGCUCUCAGCGACGACCUGAAUGUUUUGCCGAACGGUGACAGGACGGAGGUCGGUGAGAACGGAGUGACUCUGAGCGGAGGACAGAAAGCCAGACUCGCUUUGGCUCGAGCGGUUUACAUGAACAAACAGAUCUACCUCCUGGACGACCCUCUGGCGGCUGUGGACGCUGAUGUGGCCGAGCACCUGAUGAAGAGGUGCAUCAUGGACCUUCUGAAGGACAAGACCAGGAUCCUCUGCACCCACCGCAUCGAGUGUGUGGACAAAGCUGAUCUGGUCGUCCUGAUGGAAGAUGGGAAAAUUAUCAAAACAGGGUCUCCAGCUGAAAUAAUUCCUUUGGUAGAGGUUGCACCCAACACUCGGAAGAAUAAGGACAGGACUGAGAGUGAUGAUGUAGAACCAGAAGAGGAGGGGUCAAUGUCGCCGCUGUCUGACCCCAGGGACAGUGAGUUGUCUGGGGCAGAGCAGAAGGCGGUGGGGGGGCUGGCCUGGAGCGUGUGCCGGUCGUACUGGAGGUCUGUGGGAGCGGCUCUGGCUUCGUCUGUGCUGCUGUCUCUGCUGCUAAUGCAAGCCUCCAAGAACGUGUCCGACUGGUGGCUGUCCUACUGGAUCUCACAGCUCAGAAACAAUGGUUCUCACACUUUGAAUGGUUCCUACUCCAGCGUCGACAUCUCUCCUCAUCUGCUGCUCUUCUCCCAUUACCAACUUGUGUCUCCUCUGCCGUCGGUUCAGCUCCAGAACGCCCUGAGUUCCGAUGUGAAGUUUUACCUGUCUGUUUACGGAGGCAUCGCUGUGGCUAAUACCGUGUUCACUGCACUGAGAGCGUUCCUGUUCGCCUACGGAGCCAUCUGCGCCGCCACCGCCGUCCACAACAGACUGCUGGACCGAGUGCUGAAGGCCACAGUGAGUUUCUUCGACACGACUCCUCUGGGACGCAUCUUGAACCGCUUUUCCUCCGACGUCUACAGCAUCGACGACAGCCUGCCCUUCAUCCUCAACAUCUUUCUGGCCAACGUGUUCGGUCUACUGGGGCUGGUGGUGGUGGUGAGCUACGGUCUGCCCUGGAUCCUGCUGGCGCUGGUCCCUCUGGCUUUGCUGUACCACAGACUGCAGUCCUUCUACAGACACACGUCCAUGGAACUGAAGCGCCUCUGCAGCCUCACCCUCUCCCCCCUCUACUCCCACUUCUCUGAGACCAUCACCGGACUGGCCACCAUCCGGGCCAGCCGCAGCUCAGCCAGGUUUCAGGAGGAGGGCGUGCGGCGUCUGGAGCAGAACCAGCGCUGUCUGUUCGUGUCCAGCGCCGCGACGCAGUGGCUCUACAUCCGGCUGCAGUUUAUUGGGGUUGCUGUGGUAACCCUGCUCGCCGUCAUAGCCGUAGUUCAGCAUUGGUUCAAGUCGGUCGACCCCGGUCUGGUGGGGCUGUCUCUGUCCUAUGCCCUCUCUGUCACUGUGUUCUUGUCGGAGCUCAUCUCCAGCUUCACUCAGACAGAGAUGCAGAUGGUGAGUGUGGAGCGGGCCGAGGAGUACUGCACCGAGCUGCCCACGGAGCCCCAGGACCUCACCUCCGACCUGCCCCCCUGCUGGCCGGAGCAGGGCUGGCUGGAGUUCCGGAACGUGGUGCUGUGUUACCGAGAGGGGCUUCCCAACGCUCUGCAGGGGGUGAGUCUGGUGGUGCGUCCCGGGGAGAAGGUGGGUGUCGUGGGCAGGACGGGCUCCGGGAAGUCCUCCCUGUUCCUGGCUCUGUUCCGGAUGGUGGAGCUGGCGCAGGGACAGAUCCUGCUGGACGGAGUCGACAUCCGCACGGUCGGCAUUCACCAACUCAGGUCUCGGCUGGCCAUCAUCCCUCAGGACCCGUUCCUCUUCAGUGGCUCUGUGCGUCAGAACCUGGACCCGUGUGAGCGGAUCUCGGACCAGAACCUGCAGGACGUUCUGCUGCAGUGUCACCUCAGCGCCGCAGUGCACCGCAUGGGAGGACUGGAUGCAGAUGUGGGGGAGAGAGGGAAGAACUUCUCAGUGGGACAGAGACAGCUGCUGUGUUUGGCCAGAGCUCUACUCACCCAGGCUAAGUUGUUGUGCAUAGAUGAAGCUACUGCAAGCGUGGACCAGAAAACAGACAAAUUUCUACAACAGACGAUUAGAGAAACCUUCAGAGACAAAACUGUGCUCACCAUCGCUCACAGGACCAACACGAUCCUGGACUGUGACCGUGUGCUGGUGAUGGGCGGCGGGAAGGUUCUGGAGUUCGAUUCCCCUCAAACUCUUCAUCAAAACCACAACUCUGCGUUUCACAGACUGGUGACAGGAGAGAGCUGA
This is a messenger RNA of Knipowitschia caucasica, 4314 nucleotides long. Lineage: Eukaryota; Metazoa; Chordata; Actinopteri; Gobiiformes; Gobiidae. The record is from the annotation of a GenBank genome assembly.